This is a messenger RNA of Brassica napus (rape), 1561 nucleotides long. RefSeq names its product transcription factor MYB106. Lineage: Eukaryota; Viridiplantae; Streptophyta; Magnoliopsida; Brassicales; Brassicaceae. The transcript has 4 exons. The record is from RefSeq and is a predicted model, not a curated record. The coding region runs from base 135 to 899 and encodes 254 amino acids.
GAGACUAUUCCACUAAGUAAAAGAGUAGAGAGAAAAGGAGACUCGCUUCAAGUCAAGUAUUUAUCUUAUUUUAAGACUGGUCUUUUCGUGAGGUUACGAACGUGGCAGUUAUAGGAUUAGUCGGACUGAGAAAAAUGGGGAGGAAGACGUGGGUCGACGGCGACGGGAUGAAGAAAGGAGAGUGGACGGCGGAGGAAGAUCAAAACCUUGUCGCUUACAUCAAUGAGCAUGGGGUCUCUGAUUGGCGUUCUCUCCCCAAAAGAGCUGGUUUGCAGAGAUGUGGAAAGAGCUGCAGGUUAAGGUGGCUUAAUUACCUAAGGCCUGGGAUUAAAAGAGGCAAAUUCACUCCUCAGGAAGAAGAAGAGAUCAUCAAACUUCAUGCUGUCCUCGGAAACAGGUGGGCAGCUAUUGCCAAGGAGAUGGAUAAUCGAACAGACAACGACAUCAAGAACCAUUGGAACUCUUGUCUCAAGAAAAGACUGUCGAGGAAAGGAAUUGACCCGAUGACCCACGAGCCUAUCAUCAAUAACCUCACCGUCACGAUCACUAACGAAGAAUGUGGUAGCUCUUCAAUAACUACAUUUUCUCCUACCUCAUCACCUUCCGGCUCGGCUUGUCUCCUGAACAAGCUCGCCACAGGUAUCUCAUCUAGACAACAUGAUCUCGACAAGAUUAAGAGCAUCUUGCUGGAGCCGAGAAUCGCAAGCAGUGACCAAGAUGAAAAAGAAGAGGUAAAAAGGGAUCACACGAUUGGUGGUGGUGAAGAAGGUGAUGAUUUUCUGAUAUGGGACGAUGAAGAAGUUAGGCGUUUUAUGGAGAGUGACGAAAUGGAGUACGGGACGCCGCCGUACGUCUCUCUCUUUUACGAAAGUACUCACGUACUUGAUGACCUCCUCUGACUCCGUUCGGUUGUUAAAAAAUGCAAGUAGCAUUACAAAAUACAAGAUGAAUUUUAGAAAAAUAAGUCGAGUCCAACGAAGACUGUUUUUUUUUUUUUGAAACUCAUAUUUAAUUAAAAGGAAGCAGUUAGUUGGGUGCAUUAACAGCAUCGACAACAACCAAAGGUUCAACAAUAUUCAGGAAGCAUUUAGCCAAGGCAUCAGCAUCCCUAUUCUCUUUUCGAGGGAUCCAAACAAAAGAAGCAGAGGAAAACCCUGCUGCAAAGUUCAAAAUAUCAGCAGUAAUACUAUGAAUUUCAGCCACCAAGGCGUUCGAAGCAAUGCUUUUGAUGAGCAGUGAAGAAUCUGACUCAAAGCGCACAGGAUCCAGGUUGAGACGACGGCUCGUAAUGACUGCUUCUCGGAGUGCAAGACCAACGAAGACUGUUUCGUUUAGUACUAUUUAACAUGAGAUUUUCCAUGUUUCUGUUAAUGUGACAAGUCACAAGUCACACGACCAACCUAUUCCCAUUAUGUGCUGGAAAAACAUCUCGAAACAUAUAAUCUACAGAAAUAUGUCCUGCGCCAUAUAUCGAAUAAAGAUGUAAAAGUGAAAUCUGUUGUUUUUAUCUUGCAAGUUGCAAGGAAUGGUUUUAAAUAACUUAAUUAAAAGUUUUUGGAUU